Molecule: messenger RNA, 720 nt
Organism: Uloborus diversus
Lineage: Eukaryota; Metazoa; Arthropoda; Arachnida; Araneae; Uloboridae
Exons: 5
Coding region: 77-619 (180 amino acids)
Source: RefSeq, a predicted model, not a curated record
AGAAAAAAAAUAGAAAAAGUUUUUACAUGUAGCUUACUUACUUCUAGCAAACAAACAGUAGAUAUAAAAAUUUACCAUGAUGAAAAACGUGUCGAGAAAAAAGACAAACCAAGAACCGAAAAUAUGGGUGAAAAUCCUAAAUGAUCUUAUGAAUCAAGAAAAAUUUCUCAAGAGUGCCAAAAGUGUUUUAGAACAAGAAACACUUUGUUUGCAAAUAGAUAAGAUGAAAUUGCGUGCAAGCCUAAGACAAGUUAAAAUAAAAGUUGAACCCAAUGACUUUGAUGAUGAAUGUAAAGAAGAAGUUGAUGAAUAUAAAGAUAUAUUUGAUGCAGUUUCAAAUGAACAAGAAAAUAGUAGAUACGAGCCAGUUAGUUUGCCUGAGCCGUAUAGUAUACAAAUCAAGGGAGAACCUGUAGCAAAUGAAGAACUGCAACAUGUAAAUACAAAACAUGGUCUCUUUGCUCAAACACCAAUCAUAUCCAAGGUCAAAGACUGUUAUUCCUCAGUUAUGUCCAGCCAUCAGCUGGAGGAUGAAACUUCUAGAAGAAAUUCUUCAAGUGGAUUUGAUGAUUAUCUGUAUGGAAAUUUGCAAAUUAUGGAAACUGAAGACAGAGAUUAAUUAAUGCUGACUAUUUGUGUACAUAUUGUUUGUGAUUUUGUAUCUGUUGAAAACAUAUUGUUUGUUAUUUUUGCUUUAUUGAUUUUUUUGCCUGUAAGCAG